AUGACUGGAUGGCACAGAAGUGUCUACCUUAGGGGACCUGAUCCUCGUGUGAAUGGGGAGAUUCGUGUCUUCAGUUUCCAUCAUGGAAAGGGCUUUUCUGGUUUCAAUUUUCACAAGACACUACCCAAUCAUCACAGUUGCAUUGUUGAGUCAUUCACUGCCUUUUUGAAAGGCGCAUUCAACUCAAGCAUGACUCUGCCUGUGGGAGAAUCAUUGGUUGAUGAGAGUUCAGCCAGCAUCGGCCCUGAUAUCACAGCUGUUAAUGCCUCCCAUCCUUCAACAAACUCAACUGUAAUUCCACCUACAAGAGAAUCAUCAACUUCGGCUGGCAUUGGCCUCAAAAUCACCGCACUAGCCACUCCACAUAGUUCUACUUCUACUCUUCAAGGCCCAAGACAUAAUGUCAAGCUUCUAGAUGAAAUCCACCACACCCCAUCUGUGCCAUUGUUGGAUCCCUUACUGUCAUUGGAGCACUUGCUGUCUCUGGAUCCUGAGUCGAUGGAUUUUUCACAGGUGGAUUUGGAUUCAUUCAAUCUACCAAUGUUUCCCUCCCUACCUCCUUCACCUGUGAGUCAGGGUCUACUGAUUCUUUCUGCAGCACCUGUGAAUGAUCAGGAUUCACCCAUUUCAUCCUGGAAUAGGGAUGCAGUCCUUGGUCUCAUCUCACCUCCAUGCUUUUGGAGAAUUGAAUCUAAGAGUCCAGACAACCCUCAGCCACCUUGUGCACUUCAACCACUCUCUGCAUCUGUGCCACCUUCAGUAUCUAUUGAGGCACCUGGGGCUUCUCACCUUCCUGCAACUCUGAUGGACCCAGAGCCUCUGACAUCUGCUGUUAUGUCCAUGGACACAAUCCUCUAA
Molecule: messenger RNA, 858 nt
Organism: Suillus bovinus
Lineage: Eukaryota; Fungi; Basidiomycota; Agaricomycetes; Boletales; Suillaceae
Exons: 3
Coding region: 1-858 (285 amino acids)
Source: RefSeq, a predicted model, not a curated record